AUGGAGGCCGCAAAAGAGACAGUCCUGGCGGCGAUCGAGCAGGUCAAGGCCUCCCUCCAGACGCACGGCCAGCGCCUGCCCCAGUCCCUGAGCGACGCCAAGCUCGUCCCCGGCCCGGCAGCCGAGCUCAUCCCAGAGGGCUUCCGCCCGACCACCAAGCUCGAGGUCUCGUACGACGGCAAGGCCGUCGACCUGGGCAACCUGUUCCGCGUGCGCGAGACGAAAGUCCAGCCCAACAUCUCGUUCCAGCGGGAGGCCGAUGUGGACCACAAGACAUCGUACACGCUGAUGCUUGUCGACCCCGAUGCGCCCACGCCUGACGACCCCAAGUUUGCCUUCUGGAGGCACUGGAUCAUCAACGGCCUGGAGCCCCUGAGCGGCGAGGGGACUAUUGUCGCUGCGACGAAGCCACCCGCUACGGCCUAUCACCCGCCAGGCCCUACCAAGGAAUCAAAACCUCACAGAUACCUCUUCGUCUUGUUCCGGGAGCCAGUCCUACAUGGCCUGGACCUCAAGCCUGAGGAUGUCGGCGGGGAGGAGUUCACCCAGCGACGGUCUUUCAAGCCUGUCGAGUUUGCCAAGAAGCAUGGGCUGGAACUCGUUGGCGUGAACUGGAUGAAGGUUGCAGCGGAUGACUGGGAAUAA
Molecule: messenger RNA, 645 nt
Organism: Diaporthe citri
Lineage: Eukaryota; Fungi; Ascomycota; Sordariomycetes; Diaporthales; Diaporthaceae
Exons: 3
Coding region: 1-645 (214 amino acids)
Biological process (GO): regulation of proteolysis; regulation of Ras protein signal transduction
Molecular function (GO): peptidase inhibitor activity; phospholipid binding
Source: RefSeq, a predicted model, not a curated record